Molecule: messenger RNA, 611 nt
Organism: Symbiodinium sp. CCMP2456
Lineage: Eukaryota; Dinophyceae; Suessiales; Symbiodiniaceae
Source: the annotation of a GenBank genome assembly
AUGGCGUCCCUGGCCAUUUCCCCUGCGCCGCUCUGGAACCCCGCGCGAGAGCGCUUGCGCUUCCUGCCGCUUCUCGAGACUGAGCUCGAGGAAUUCCAUGGCCAGGAAGUGCAGCUCCUCGCAGAUGCACUGCGCCUGUUAAGUUCGUCUGCAACCCCGGCGCCGGUGCGGCGUGUCGUCGGGGACCUGGUCUACCAGCUCCGGCGUCGAUGCGGUGAGCAUCCUCUGGCCGCACUUCGCUGGGCGAGCUGCCUUCUGCACGUAUCCCGGUCAGCGUUAGUGGCGACUCUUGCGCUGGAGGUUCUGGAUGACGCUGUGGCGCAUACCUGGAUGCUGACGCCCCAGGAGCGGCAAGAGCUGAAAGCCCAGGUGGAGCCAAUGCUGAGUGAGUCGGCGUGGCGCCCCCGGUGCGGCGCGGUGCUGCGGGCACUGGGCGAGCAGGAGCACAUCGCUCGCCAUAGCCAAUCAGCUCCACUACCCCGCUGCAAGUCCCUGCCCAACGUGGAGAUCGAUCCAAAGCCCUCCCCGCAAUCGCCGAUGUCUGCAACCCAGAAGCUUCGGUCGCCGACGAGACAGGAGCGCGAAUACCUUCCAGCAGAUGCCCGCCGGAG